Pseudophryne corroboree (corroboree frog) is the source of this 2274-nucleotide messenger RNA. RefSeq lists its product as uncharacterized. Lineage: Eukaryota; Metazoa; Chordata; Amphibia; Anura; Myobatrachidae. The transcript is spliced from 2 exons. The record is from RefSeq and is a predicted model, not a curated record. Bases 308 to 1351 code for a protein of 347 amino acids.
UUCAUCCAGAAGUCUUCACACAGGUGUCAGACCGGUGGGAACUGCCACAAGUGGACAUGAUGGCGUCCCGUCUAAACAAAAAGUUACAGCGGUAUUGCGCCAGGUCAAGGGACCCUCAGGCGAUAGCUGUGGACGCACUAGUGACACCGUUUGUGUUCCAGUCGGUUUAUGUGUUUCCCCCUCUUCCUCUCAUACCCAAGGUACAGAGAAUCAUAAGAAGAAGAGGAGUGAGAACAAUUCUCAUUGUUCCGGAUUGGCCAAGAAGAGUUUGGUAUCCGGAUCUGCAAGAAAUGCUCACAGAGGACCCAUGUUCUCUGCCCUUAAGACAGGAUCUGUUACAACAGGGGCCCUGUCUGUUCCAAGACUUACCGUGGCUGCGUUUGACGGCAUGGCGGUUGAACGCCGGAUCCUAGCAGAAAAGGGGAUUCCGGAUGAGGUUAUUCCUACGCUUAUAAAGGCUCGGAAGGUUGUAACGUCUAAGCAUUAUCACCGUAUAUGGCGAAAAUAUGUUGCUUGGUGUGAAGCCCGGAGGGCUCCUACAGAGGAAUUCCAGCUGGGCCGGUUCCUUCAUUUCCUACAAUCCGGAGUGUCUUUGGGCCUAAAAUUGGGAUCCAUUAAGGUCCAGAUUUCGGCCCUAUCCAUUUUCUUUCAAAAAGAACUGGCAGCUCUUCCUGAAGUUCAGACCUUUGUGAAGGGAGUGCUGCAUAUACAGCCCCCGUUUGUGCCUCCAGUGGCACCUUGGGAUCUUAACGUGGUGUUGGGUUUCCUAAAAUCACACUGGUUUGAACCACUAAAAACUGUGGAGUUAAAAUAUCUCACGUGGAAGGUGGUUAUGCUGCUGGCUCUGGCCUCAGCCAGGCAUGUGUCGGAAUUGGCGGCUUUGUCACAUAAAAGCCCCUAUCUGGUUUUUCAUAUGGACAGGGCAGAAUUGCGGACCCGUCCACAAUUUCUGCCCAAGGUGGUGUCAUCAUUUCAUAUGAACCAACCUAUUGUGGUGCCUGUGGCUACAGGGGACUUGGAGGAUUCCGAGUUACUAGAUGUAGUGCGGGCUUUGAAGAUUUAUGUGACCAGAACGGCCAAGGUCAGGAAAAUGGAGUCGCUGUUUAUCCUGUAUGCAUCCAAUAAGUUGGGUGCUCCUGCUUCAAAGCAGACUAUUGCUCGCUGGAUCUGUAACACGAUUCAGCAGGCUCAUUCUGCGGCUGGAUUGCCGCCUCCGAAAUCAGUAAAGGCCCAUUCCACAAGUAAGGUGGGCUUCUUCUUGGGCGGCUGCCCGAGGGGUCUUGGCAUUACAACUUUACCGAGCAGCUACUUGGUCGGGAUCAAACACAUUUGCAAAGUUCUACAGGUUUGAUACCCUAGCUGAGGAGGACCUUGAGUUUGCUCAUUCGGUGCUGCAGAGUCAUCCGCACUCUCCCGCCCGUUUGGGUGCUUUGGUAUAAUCCACAUGGUCCUUACGGAGUCCCCAGCAUCCACUUAGAACAUUAGAGAAAAUAAGAAUCUAUUUCUCGUAGUCCGUAGUGGAUGCUGGGCGCCCGUCCCAAGUGCGGACUUCUUCUGCAAUACUGUAUAUAGUUAUUGCUUAACAAAGGGUUAUGUUAUGUUACAUCAGGUUAUCUGAUGUUUUGUAUUGUUCAUACUGUUAACUGGGUUUGGUUAUCACAAGUUAUACGGUGUGAUUGGUGUGGCUGGUAUGAGUCUUACCCUGGAUUCCAAAAUCCUUUCCUUGUAAUGUUAGCUUGUCCGGGCACAGUUUCCUUAACUGAGGUCUGGAGGAUGGACAUAGAGGGAGGAGCCAGUGAACACCAGUAGACCUAAUUCUUUUCUAGAGUGCCCUAUCUCCUGCGGAGCCAGUCUAUUCCCUAUGGUCCUUACGGAGUCCCCAGCAUCCACUACGGACUACGAGAAAUAGAUUUACCGGUGAGUAAAAUCUCCUUUUUUGCUAUGUGUGUUUAGCUGUUUGUGUGUUUUGUCAUAUGUGUGUAUGUAUGUUUUGCUAUAUGUUUGUCUUUUACUAUGUGAGUGUAUAUACAGGGCCGGCCUGACCAUUACAUCGCGGAGAGUACCAUAUGUGGAGGGUGCUGCUGCUGCCUUCUCAUGUCCUCCCGAGGUGUGCUCGCACACCUGCUGCACUGCUUAAAGAGAGAGCCUGGAUCACAGUGUGAGUGUAUGUUGCUUGGUUGUUAUGGUGACGGGGAGUGGAUGAUGACGUCAUACGUGGGCGCCGUCUUCUGUCUUCCGGAACCAGCCGAAUCCACGUGGUGCGGUGAGGGGAUU